CGGCAGACAACAGGAGUUAAGAACAUAAACGGGGGAAUACGAAAACACAGAGACUAGAGAGAGAGAGAGAGAGAGAGAGAGAGAGAAGAGAAGGACCAUGGGGACCUUGUGGUUAUGGCUCUUGUCCUUCUUCUUCCUUGUUGGUCUACUCUGCACCCUAGGUUUCCAGCUUAUGUGCUUGGUGGACCUAGAGUUUGACUAUAUCAAUCCAUAUGAUUCAGCAUCCCGGAUAAAUGGGGUCGUUUUGCCAGAGUUUAUAGUUCAAGGAGUGUUAUGCCUCUUCUUUCUACUUACCAGAAGUUGGCUUAUGUUUGUGUUCUCUGUGCCGUACCUAUGUUAUAAUGUGAGAUUGUACAUGCAACGGCAGCACUUGGUUGACGUAACUGAGAUCUAUAACCAGCUGAGAUGGGAGAAAAAGCUUCGGUUUUUCAAGAUCGGCUACCUCAUUAUGCUAUUUUUCCUCUCUCUAUACUGGUUGAUUUCAAGCAUCUCAGUGGAAGAUGAAUAGUCCAGGAGUACGUCUCUUGACAAGCUUGCUGCUGUAAGCCUGUAUCUUGAUGGAGGCCUGAGAUAUGGGUUUUUUGGGAUCUUUUUCCAGGAGUACACUAUAAAUUUAGCCAGCAUUCAGGCACCUCAUUGGCGAUUUAUUAAUGUGUUGGUACCAUCAUCGAUGUUCCACUCUUUAUAUGCAGGCAUUCUUCCUUUUUUUUUUUUUUCUUGUUUAUCAAAAACCCUUGUAUUCUAAUUAGCUAUAGUACUAGAUUGCAAUAGGUCAUCAUGUCUGUUUAAGUACUUUUAUUUGUAGUAAAUAUGAAGAAACUUAACCAUAUGCAACUCAGAAGCACGUGUUUUUGCUCUUCCUGAGGUUGGCAUUAUUCAUAAUAAUAGAUAGAAAACUGGAAAAGCACAACGGUGAAUCGCUUUUGCAUAGAA
This is a messenger RNA of Carya illinoinensis, 933 nucleotides long. Its product is annotated as protein cornichon homolog 4-like. The record is from RefSeq and is a predicted model, not a curated record. The transcript is spliced from 5 exons. NCBI's taxonomy places the organism in Eukaryota, Viridiplantae, Streptophyta, Magnoliopsida, Fagales, Juglandaceae. Gene Ontology annotation, biological process: vesicle-mediated transport. The coding region runs from base 98 to 508 and encodes 136 amino acids.